AUGGAGGCGCUUCCACUGGAGAUCAUCAUAAUUAUUGCCUCUUUCCUGCCAGUUGAUACUCUUACACAUCAACGCCUCCUCGCACCUUAUGCCACGUUAUCGCGAAAAUGGCAGGGAGCUAUCGAGCGACGCACCUUUUCGAGCUUACGACUUAGCAAUGAAUUUGACGACCUAGAUAUUUUCUCGGAUAUCGUCUGGCCUAACUAUACGCGCCGUAUGUUUCUACGCCAUCUUACAUUCCGGAUCUAUGUCAGGCGUUACACGGGAAAAGGAAGUUUGCAACGCGCGAGCGAGAUGAUUACAUCAAAUUUACAGAUGCUCUUCUUCGUUCUAUCAAAGAGUGACGGUAGUAAGGAAAUUGCUUUGAAAUUAAGUUUCCAUGUGAGCGCUAGUCACUCCCUGGACCACAUUGAACGCCAGUCUCUUGAGCCACGCUUCGAGUUAAUAGGUCGUGGGGAGCAAUUGGCUACAGUGAAGUGUGUGUCAAGCCUAGCGCUUUAUUCAGACGCUUAUAUAGGACUAGCGCUACGCACCAUUGUCGACCUCAUGGCACGCUUCCCACGUCUAAGGUCCAUCAGAUUUACAAGAGGCGAGUAUUGUACAUACCGAAACGAUCGACAUGGCUUAGCCACUGCCCUUAUUGAUGCUGCCGGCUUCCUGUCAAAAACGGAGUGUCUUAAAGUGACUCUAACAACAGAACGGGUUGGCCCGUGGCCCUACUACCCGAGAUUCAGCUCAUAUCUCACUUAUAACACGAGCUUACCACCGUACGACACUUUCGGAGCAGCCAUGCGUAUGUGGUCGCACAACCUCGUCUAUCUCAAGAUUAACGGCGUCUUGAGCAGCUCGAUUUUCUGGCCGAGCGGGAACGAGCAGUCAGAGAUCAAGGUGUCACAUUGGCCCCGCCUAAGAGAGCUCUAUGUAGCUUUCGCAAUAAUGACACCGGAAGGAGGUUGGUACUUCGAGGAGCCAUCCGAUAUACAGACUAGACGAUGCGUGCCCUGCAACGACACGUUGUGGCCGUUAUUUGAGGCCUGGGCUAAGGCAAUCGAGUCUAUGCCUGUCCUAGAGCAAGCUCUCGUCGGCUUCAAUAUGGCUGGUCCGUCCAUGUUUGAUGAUUACUAUCCUUACAAAUGGUCUAUCGUCCUUCAGGUACCUGAUGUCCUCCAUAGUUCUUUACUUGGCACAUGGACAAAGAACCUGGGGCCCUAUUUGCACAACUCAAGGCUCAUCUUCCAGGACACUAACGGUUAGCGACCUGAUGAGUCGGCCAUGGGGAAGUUGCGGGCCGUACUUAAUAACAGAUUUCCGAAUAGAAAGAUGGUUGAGUUGGAGGUUGACGGAGAUCGGGUUCGCGAGGUUUGAUGUACGAUUGGCAUCGCACCAACGAAUAGCAACUUAUGUGAGAUAUGCUUUUUGCCGGAUCAACGUUCUACGCUGCAUUAUAAUG
Molecule: messenger RNA, 1450 nt
Organism: Daldinia caldariorum
Lineage: Eukaryota; Fungi; Ascomycota; Sordariomycetes; Xylariales; Hypoxylaceae
Exons: 1
Coding region: 1-1254 (417 amino acids)
Source: RefSeq, a predicted model, not a curated record